Messenger RNA from Punica granatum (pomegranate), 1856 nucleotides. The record is from RefSeq and is a predicted model, not a curated record. NCBI's taxonomy places the organism in Eukaryota, Viridiplantae, Streptophyta, Magnoliopsida, Myrtales, Lythraceae.
CGUCAAUCGUCAGACGGAACAGUAGAGAGAGAGAGAGAGAGAGAGAGAGAGGAAAUGGCGGAAAGAGGACAAACGAGCCAGCCCAUGCUCGCUGUUGACUACAACUGAGCUGUCUUCUUCAUUCAUCUUCAUCUUCAUCUUCUUCUUCGAGUGAUCUUGGUAGCUUGCUGCUGUGCUCCGGAGGAGAGACGGAGCUCUUCGAAGCGCUCAGCGAUGACGGAGAUUAACAAGGCCGAUGCCUCUCAUCAGCUCCGUCUCAUCGUCCCCGAUCCCGACCUCCCCGGCGAGAAGCUCCGCGAGAGCCGGCGCGUGGCAUCGCUUGACAUCUUCAGAGGCCUCACUGUCGCGUUGAUGAUUUUGGUGGACGAUGCUGGAGGAGAACGGCCGAUGAUUGGGCACGCGCCAUGGAAUGGUUGCAAUCUUGCUGAUUUCGUGAUGCCUUUCUUUUUGUUCAUAGUAGGAAUGGCCAUUCCACUUGCAUUCAAGAGGAUACCGGAUAAGCCUAGAGCCAUUUGGAAGGUGAUAUUCCGAACUAUUAAGCUCCUGUUUUGGGGUGUGUUGCUACAAGGGGGAUACUCGCAUGCUCCUGACAAACUGACAUAUGGUGUUGACAUGAGAAUGAUAAGGUGGUGUGGCAUUCUGCAGAGAAUUGCUCUUGCUUAUCUGGUGGUGGCGCUGAUAGAAAUUUUAACGAAAGAUGGACAAGCAAGGGAUGUAUCACGGAACUGGUUCUCUGUCUUCAAGAUGUACUGGUGUCACUGGAUGUUUGCUGCAUGUGUUAUUAUUGUUUACUCUGCCGUCCUUUACGGAUCAUAUGUACCUGACUGGGAAUUUGCAGUUACUGAUACAGAAAGCGUCAAUUAUGGGAAGAUAUACAAGGUUGCUUGUGGUACUAGAGGAAAACUGGAUCCUCCAUGUAAUGCAGCAGGAUACGUGGACCGGACAGUUCUGGGAAUUAACCAUAUGUAUCAACAUCCAGCAUGGAAGAGAUCGAAGGAUUGCACUUUGAAUUCCCCAUACGAGGGACCAUUCAGGGAUGAUGCACCCAAAUGGUGCUUUGCCCCUUUCGAACCUGAAGGAAUUCUGAGCUCAAUAUCUGCUAUUCUCUCCACUAUCAUCGGUCUGCAUUCUGGUCAUGUGCUUGUACAUUUUAAGAAUCAUACAGCUAGAUUGAUGCAGUGGGUUCUCAUGGGGCUCUCUCUGCUAAUUCUGGGAAUAAUUUUGUGUUUCACUCACGCCAUCCCUUUAAAUAAGCAGCUGUACACAUUCAGCUAUGUUUGUGUAACAGCGGGGGCUGCAGCUUUAUUGUUCUCAGCAUUCUAUGUUCUGGUGGAUAUUUGGAACUUAAAGAUCCCUUUCCUUCCACUCAAGUGGAUCGGCAUGAAUGCUAUGCUUGUCUAUGUAAUGGCAGCAGAAGGCAUCUUUGCAGGAUUCAUAAAUGGGUGGUAUUACAAAGAUCCCCACAACACACUGGUUCACUGGAUUCAGAAGCAUGUGUUCAUCGGAGUGUGGCGUUCGAGAAGAGUGGGGAUUCUACUUUAUGUCAUCUUUGCGGAAAUCCUCUUCUGGGCCAUUGUAGCAGGCGUUCUGCAUCGGUUCGGCAUACAUUGGAAGCUCUGAUUUCUCGAAACAUCCCUUUCACACACUCCGUGCUCUAGUGGCAGUAGCUGCUGUUCGAAUCACCACUCGACAGUCACUUCAUCUUCUGCUAAGCAUAAAUUCAGUGUAUAUUUCUACUGUUAUUAUUAGAACCGAGUAAAUUUCUGAGCUUCGUAGGCAAGUUCACAUGUAAUUGUAAUUAAAUUGGGUCAUCAUAUAGAGAUAUUUAUGCGUGUAUCGGAUAUAAGCUUUGGUAA